AUGUCUGCUUUUGAUAUGACAAACCAGCACGCCCAGCACACAGAGCCUGAGAUGGACUCUAUCGCCCCCCCAAUGAAACUGAGGGAUGAGAUGUGUGUCUUUAUUGAUGGCAAAUGGAUGAAUGACACCCACUGCCAACCACCCAUUGCUUCCCACCAAAAAUUCUUUGCCAAGAGGUCACAGAACGAGUGGAGCAUCUGGGAGGAGAACAAAGCGCUCUGGGAGGAAAUCCAGCUCCUCCAGGUUGAAAACAGAAUGCUUUGGGAAGAAAACAGGGCUCUACAAUGUCUCCAACCACCAAAAAAAACUGUCCAGGUCAUUUACACUGAUGCCCUCCAGCCAAGACUUCAGCAGCAAAAUAAUCCAUUCCCAUUCUUCCAAGAUGGGAACGUAGGCCUUCAGGUCAGCCCAGGCAAUAAGGCACUAAGGGAAAAGAAGAGAGUCUUAGAGGAUUUCCAGCAGGUGAAUAAACCAAUCCCCAUUAUCUGCAAAGACCAAAAAGCUGUCACAGUCCAGGAAGAGAGCAAAGAUACUGGCUCAGAUCUUCAGGAGGACACUGUCUCCCUCCUAUCCGUGGAAGAGGGUAACCCUGGCCAAAAACCCCAGCAGGAACAUGAAGCUAACAAGAAGAGCACCAGCCCAGACCAGAAUAGGAUCAAAUCAUUCACAAGCACACAGGGUGAAGAUGAGAUCCUCCAGGCUGUCCAGGACUUAUACAAACUCCUCCAUAUCUUCCUAGAAAUGAACCUACUCCAUGGGGAGAAACAGGACUCUCACACUCCCUAUGAUAUGAACAGAUCUUUCCGAGAAGAUUACAAUAAACUGAAGCAGCAGCUGAAGGCUGUGAAAAACACUGUGUCAGAGAUUACAUAUCAAAUGGAAAUGUUGGAAAACGAGCUCAUUGCCAUCACUUGCCCUGCCUAUGAAGCAGUAAGACAGCAGCUGACAACUGAGCAUCAGCUUGGAGAAAUGUGA
Molecule: messenger RNA, 975 nt
Organism: Calypte anna (Anna's hummingbird)
Lineage: Eukaryota; Metazoa; Chordata; Aves; Apodiformes; Trochilidae
Gene: CBY2
Product: chibby family member 2
Exons: 1
Coding region: 1-975 (324 amino acids)
Source: RefSeq, a predicted model, not a curated record